Myotis myotis is the source of this 4165-nucleotide messenger RNA. It is a transcript of the gene CCDC66, whose product is annotated as coiled-coil domain containing 66. Gene Ontology annotation, molecular function: microtubule binding. The coding region runs from base 1260 to 4121 and encodes 953 amino acids. Gene Ontology annotation, biological process: cilium assembly. The transcript is spliced from 20 exons. Gene Ontology annotation, cellular component: photoreceptor inner segment; microtubule; cilium. The record is from RefSeq and is a predicted model, not a curated record. NCBI's taxonomy places the organism in Eukaryota, Metazoa, Chordata, Mammalia, Chiroptera, Vespertilionidae.
GCGUCGAGCUUCUUGAUCCGCUCCGGCAACCGACGUACACAAGGGGCUUGGGCGUCCGUGGAGGGAGCGAGAGGUCAGGCCAUGAACUUGGGAGAUGGUUUAAAGCUUGAAACUGAAUUAUUGGAUGGAAAAACCAAGCUAAUAUUGUCUCCAUAUGAACGUAAAUCAAACAUUUCUGUAAAGCAUCUUAAAGUUUUUCUUGCAUGAUUAUGAAUGGAGCCCUUUGGGGAUGAUAUGGCACUUUUCAACUCUGAGCCCUUGAUGUCUUUGCUGUUUCUUCCAGGUUUAAUCAAGGGGGAGAGUUUGCUUUAGUACCCACCAUAUUGAUAAAUGGAUGAUGAUGAUUAGAAUAAUUCCACAAGCUACCAAUAAAAAUUAUUUCUCUCUGUACAUGGUAUAUACUUACAUACAUUGUGUUUCUUAAUGUUUGACUACAGAUUGUGUAUUUUUUCCUGGCCCUGCCCUGUUAAAAUAUUGCAACUAUUUUUAUUUGAGCCACAUUAACCAGUACAGUGCCCCUUUAAGCUUCUAAAUUAAAAGCUACUUGUACUAGAUGAUUUCUACCUCCCCUAGCCUCUAUUCUCUCUCACAUGUUCCCUCUUUCGUUGUUGUCCUUGAUGGACUUGCUAGCUACACCACUUUUGUGAAGACAUUUAAUUGUUUUUUUAACGUAGAACAUCUGGAGAUGCCUUUCAUGCCUAUAAGUAAAUAAAGUUACUAGUCAGACUUUUGGUAGAAUCAUUACAAAAUUUUAUCUGUGGUCUAGGGAUAUUUUACUCUAGUUUCUAGAGUAACUAAUAAGUCACAGAUGAUGUUGAUUUUAAAUUAUAUAUCUUAAAGCAAGUUGUUUGGAUUUAUCCCUCUUGCUUUUGAAACUCCAAAAUACUGAUAAAUGGUAACCAUGAGGUGAAGGUUAUGUUAAUUUAGCUUGAGUAUGGUGAUUAUUUCAGUGUAGACAUGUAACAAAUUAUCGUUGUAUACCUUGAAUAAACACAAUUUUUAAAUUGUCAAUUAUACCUCAGUAAAACUGGAAAAAAAUACUGAUGCAACCUAAGUUUUCCUUCGAUAUUGAUUUUAUUUCAGGGAGCUUUUCUUCCCUUGUUUACAGAGCUUGCCGAGAUCCUCAUUUCUUUCUUCACAGAAGAUAAAAAUCCCAAACACUAGUAUUUGUUUUCCUUUUUUGUGUUAGUCAGUUUUUUAACUUAAACUUCACAAUUUGGCAGCUAUAUGUUUAAUUCUUUUUUUUUAGUAAGUUAUUCAUGAAUUCUCUCUUCAUGGUGCUUUUCUUUUUUCCCACUGGGAUGGGAAAUAAGACCAAGAUUGGAAAAUGUCCUUUAAGAACAAAACAAACCAGAUGCAUUCUAAAAUCAACACAAAAUACUUGUAUCAGUAGUGAAAAACUUUUGGAAAAGAAGAGAAUUGGUUCAGAAACGUCACUGGUAAAAGGUGAAAAAAAUAGUAUGGCUAAGGAUUUAUGCAAGCAGUAUGCUGAUAAAGACUGUCUUCAUAUCCGGAAAGAGAGUUCACCUACAACCCCUAAACUACAGAAGACUGGGAACACCUUAAGUACACCUGUAAUAGCUAAACAGAAGCCUUGCAAAAAUCACAUCACAGGUGAAAAUAUGAAGAGUAGUUUGGUGUGUCUAACAAAAGACCAGCUACAACAGAUUUUGAUAAAUGUAAACCACGGAAAUAGACCCAUGUUUCUGACAGAGAAUGGAAAGGAGGAGGAAACAAGUCAGUACAGUCUACAUUUAAACAGUAUUCCUAAUCAGCAAAAGGAUGAGAACAUUAUGGGACUACUCCAAAAAACUGAGGUUGUUUCAUGUGUCCAAGAUGAAAAUAAAUCUGUUUUAAAUAAAAGUCAGGAGACAUCUAAGCAGUCUGAGCAUAAAAUUGCCAUAGAGAAUGUGUGGAAACCAGCGGACAUAUUCAGUACUCUAGGGGAAAGAGAACGUGAUAGAAAUUUGUUGGAAGCAAAAAAAGCCCAGUGGAGGAAAGAGCUUGGGACAUUAUUUCCAGAUGAACAGGUUGCUUUAAAGAAGAAAGAAAAAGAAACUCCUGAAAAAUGGAAUAAUACUUGGGAAAAAUCUGAAAGUGAUAAAAUAGUAUGGGAAAAACUUCAAAUUCUUGACCAGUCUAAGACUUCUCCUAGUGUUUCCAGCAUUCUGUCACAGUCUCCCAGACAGGUAACGGUGGUCCAGGCUGAUAGUCACUCACCAUCUAGAGCUAGUCACAUUUUAGAGGAAGCAGUCCUGCCAGAACACCCUUUCAGUGGUGUGAAACAAGAACAGAGCAAAUGGAUUGAAGAGUUGAACAAACAAAUAGAAGAUAACGGGCAAAGAAAAAUAGAAGAAAAAAUUGUAUCUUCAAAGGGUGAGGAACAUGACAGAUGGGCAGUGCAUUUUGAUUCUCAGUCUCAGCUGUCCUCUCGGUCAACAUACAAACAACCAGAGUACUUCUGUAUCUCUCCGGACCCUCAGGAGCUGGCUGAUGUCAGCAGUGUUUAUACACCUACAACUGGAAGCCAGAUUGAACCUUUAGAAGAGGAGUAUAUAGCAAAACCUGUUAGAGGUGUAGCAAUCCCAAACAGUCAAAAAACAAACUUUCUCCGUUCUAUGACUGCUCUCUUGGACCCAGCUCAAAUUGAAGAACGAGACAAGCGGCGACAAAAACAGUUAGAACAUCAGAAAGCCAUCUCUGCUCAGGUAGAAGAAAAGCGUAGGAAGAAGCAGUUGCAAGAAGAGCAAAGAAAGAAGGAAGAACAAGAAGAGGAGCUUCGCCUAGCACGGGAACGAGAAGAGAUGCAGAAACAGUAUGAAGAAGACAUACUUAAGCAAAAACAAAAGGAAGAAAUUAUAACUGUCAAGACAAAUGAACUCUUCCAGACAGUGCAGAGAGCACAGGAGCUGGCACAGAGACUAAAGCAAGAACAGAGGAUCCGAGAAUUGGCUCAAAAGGGACAUGACCCUUCUAGGCUGAUUAAAAAUCUUGGCGUUCAAGUGGAAUUUAAUGAAUCUACUAAGAACAUUUCAAAUUCAAGACAUGGCUUGGAUGAAGUCAGUGGUAAAAUGAACACCUGUAUCAAUUCUACGAACUCUCCUAAGAAGGAUACUGGUGUGCAAACAGCUCUUUUUUCAGAUGACUUAAAUAUUGCAAUAUUCACCAGCGCAGAAUCACAGUGUGGAUCAGUAAUGGAAAGGGAAAUUAUACAUUGUUCAUCUCCCGAGAUUCCUGCAGAAUUUAAUGAACAGUUUAACACUCAGAAAAAACAAGAACUAAGAAGUCAGAAUAAAGGAGCCAACUUAGAAAAAGAAAACAGUUGGUGUAAUGACCAGUGUAGUCAGUUCACAAGAACAGAGAAACAAACAAAACAUAUGAAGAAAUGUUCUAAAAGACCUGAAUGGAAUAUAAAUAAACCACUCAAAGGGUAUAUUCCAGCAUCAGAAAAGUACCCUAAACAGCUUCAAAAGCAGAGAGAAGAAAAAAAAGUAAGAAGGCAAAUGGAACUGCUACAUUUAGUAGAAAGAAAUAAUCCUGGAAACCUCUCUCAAAACAGAGGCACUUCACCAGUUCUUCAUUCAUCUCAUCAAGACACAGAGCCAAAGUUCAGGUGGCAUUUAGUCAAAAAGGAAGAAGAACCUCUGAAAAUUAAUUAUUUCAGCAAAGAAAGGUGUCAAUCACCACCAGUUCCUGUGAUGAAAAACAGAACUCAACAGACACUGAAAAAGAGUAAUUACGAAAGAGAGGAUCUGAUCUCAGGAGGCAAUCAAACAGAGUUAUCACCCAGGAUUUCUGAACCAUCUCAUUUUAUUCCCUAUGUUCGAACCAAUGAGAUCUAUUACCUUGAUCCAGAUGCGCCAUUGUCUAGGCCUCUAACCCAGGAUCCUCAGUAUCAAAAUCCACAUAAUUGUGACCAAGAACGACAGCUAUUUGACUUGGACAGGGACCCACUUCUUAAUCCUAACUUGGUGAAAAACAGGGAUAGACAGCAAGCAAUCCUAAAGGGACUAUCAGAACUGAGACAGGGCCUUCUCCAGAAGCAAAGGGAGUUGGAAACUAAUCUCAUGCCUUUAGCUGCCAAUCAAGAAGAUAACUUUAGUUCUUCAUUUUCAAUAUAGAAAAAUCCUUCACAUUUGUCUUCCAAAUUAUAAAAUGUCCUCGU